This is a messenger RNA of Ambispora leptoticha, 418 nucleotides long. NCBI's taxonomy places the organism in Eukaryota, Fungi, Glomeromycota, Glomeromycetes, Archaeosporales, Ambisporaceae. The record is from the annotation of a GenBank genome assembly.
AUUAUUAAAGCCGGGUGGGUAUUUUGAAAUUACAGAGACAGAAAUAAAUUUCUCUGAUUGUGGACCAAAUUUCACACGAAUGAUGAAUAUAUUUGUAAAUGAACUUGAAGUUAGUGAUGAGUUUGUCCUAAAUCUCGAAAGGAUUUUUCUCGCCACUGGUCAAUUAACAAACAUUCAACAGGAAAAACGAGUAACAAAACUUGGCCCUUCUGGUGGUUUCACCGGAGAACUAUAUUUGUCUUUUGCAGAAGAAUUUUUUAAUGGUUCUAUUGGCGAGCUGGUAGGCGAGUUAAUGGCCAUGUCUCAAAAAGAAUACAAGCAGUUUUGGCAGCAAUGCAAAACCGAGUGUAUUGAAUUGGGAACUGGAGUUCCAAUUAAGAGAGUUUGGGGACAGAAAAAGUAUCAUAUGGAAAAUUAA